Messenger RNA from Cavia porcellus (domestic guinea pig), 4287 nucleotides. RefSeq names its product ubiquitin specific peptidase 35 (gene Usp35). Gene Ontology annotation, molecular function: cysteine-type deubiquitinase activity. NCBI's taxonomy places the organism in Eukaryota, Metazoa, Chordata, Mammalia, Rodentia, Caviidae. The coding region runs from base 295 to 3396 and encodes 1033 amino acids. The record is from RefSeq and is a predicted model, not a curated record. The transcript is spliced from 11 exons. Gene Ontology annotation, biological process: protein deubiquitination. Gene Ontology annotation, cellular component: nucleus; cytosol.
CCCCAUUUCCCCGCACCGCCCCCCCCACCCCGUUUCGUCCCGCAGUCCUGCAGCCGCGCUGCAGAAUCCGGAUCCCUGGGUUCAUACAGGAUUGUGCAGAGCAGGGUGGGAAGAUUGGACUUUGCAAUAGAAGCAGCAUCCCUGGGACGUGGUGGAGGGAGACGCCACCCUGGGGGGGGGGGACAGUGGACCCGCCCUGAUCUAGCCCGGCCCAGCCUAGUUCUGCGGGGCCUGAGCGCCCCGCCCAGGAGCUGGCUCUGAAAUAGACCACUGAAGUCUGAGAGCGUGGCCAUCAUGGACAAGAUCCUCGAGGCCGUGGUGACUUCCUCCUAUCCUGCAAGCGUGAAGCAGGGCUUGGUGAGGCGCGUGCUGGAGGCUGCGCGGCAACCGCUGGAGCGCGAGCAGUGCCUGGCACUGCUGGCUCUGGGCGCGCGCCUGUACGUGGGAGGUGCGGAUGAGCUGCCGCGACGCGUGGGCUGCCAGCUGUUGCACGUGGCAGGUCGCCACCACCCUGAGGUCUUCGCGGAGUUCUUUAGCGCGCGCCGCGUGCUACGCCUGUUGCAGGGCGGUGCCGGCCCGCCGGGUGUCCGCGCCCUGGCCUGCGUGCAGCUGGGCCUACAGCUGCUGCCCGAGGGGCCCGCGGCGGACGAGGUGUUCGCGCUGCUCCGGCGGGAGGUGCUGCGCACCGUGUGUGAGCGCCCGGGGCCCGCUGCCUGCGCGCAAGUGGCCCGGCUCCUGGCACGCCACCCGCGCUGUGUGCCCGACGGCCCGCACCGGCUGCUUUUCUGCCAGCAGCUGGUGCGUUGCCUCGGCCGCUUCCGCUGCCCCUCAGAGGGCGAGGAGGGUGCCGUGGAGUUCCUGGAGCAGGCCCAGCAGGUGAGCGGGCUCCUGGCGCAGCUGUGGCGCACACAGCCCGCCGCCAUCCUGCCCUGUCUCAAGGAGCUCUUUGCAGUCAUCUCUUGCACAGAGGAGGAGCCCCCGUCUAGUGCCUUGGCCAGCGUGGUCCAGCACCUCCCACUGGAGCUCAUGGAUGGCGUGGUCCGCAAUCUCAGUAAUGACGACAGUGUGACGGACUCCCAGAUGCUGACUGCCAUCAGCAGGAUGAUCGACUGGGUGUCCUGGCCUCUGGGGAAGAACAUUGACAAGUGGAUCAUUGCACUGCUGAAGGGCCUGGCUGCUGUUAAGAAGUUCAGCAUCUUGAUCGAGGUUUCACUGGCCAAAAUUGAGAAGGUCUUCUCCAAGCUGCUGUACCCUAUCGUCCGGGGAGCUGCCUUGUCUGUCCUCAAGUACAUGCUGCUGACUUUCCAGCAUUCCCACGAGGCUUUCCACUUGCUCCUCCCUCACAUCCCCCCCAUGGUGACCUCUCUGGUCAAGGAAGACUCGAACUCAGGGACCAGCUGCCUGGAGCAGCUGGCGGAGCUGGUCCACUGCAUGGUGUUCCGGUUCCCAGGCUUCCCAGACCUGUAUGAGCCUGUCAUGGAGGCCAUCAAGGACCUCCACGUUCCCAAUGAGGACCGCAUCAAGCAGCUGCUGGGGCAGGAUGCCUGGACCUCACAGAAGAGCGAGCUGGCCGGCUUCUAUCCUCGGCUCAUGGCCAAGUCAGACACGGGCAAGAUUGGUUUAAUCAAUUUGGGCAACACCUGCUACGUGAACAGCAUCCUGCAGGCUUUGUUCAUGGCUUCCGACUUUCGACACUGUGUGCUCCGUCUGACUGAGAACAACUCGCAGCCCUUGAUGACUAAGCUGCAGUGGCUCUUUGCCUUCCUGGAGCACAGCCAGAGGCCCGCCAUCUCACCUGAGAACUUCCUCUCUGCGUCCUGGACACCCUGGUUCAGCCCUGGAACCCAGCAGGACUGUUCAGAGUAUCUGAAGUACCUGCUGGAUCGGCUGCACGAAGAGGAGAAGACAGGCACAAGGAUCUGCCAAAAGCUCAAGCAGUCCAGCCUGCCCUCUCCCCCUGAGGAGCCCCCCAGUCCGAGCCCAACCUCUGUGGAGAAGAUGUUCGGGGGCAAGAUUGUGACCCGGAUAUGCUGCCUCCACUGCCUCAACGUCUCCUCCCGUGAGGAGGCCUUCACAGACCUCUCUCUUGCCUUUCCUCCUCCCGAGCGCUGUCGCCGCCGCCGCCUGGGCUCUGUGAUGUUCCCUGCAGAGGAGGUUGGAGCCCGGGAGCCCCCGUCUGUCCCCCAAGCCCCAGCUGCCAGCAGGGUGGGUCCUCGGAGACAAAGGAAACACUGCAUCACUGGGGACACCCCGCCAACCUUGCUGGACAUCGAGGGCCAGGCCCCUCCUGGAGCUGGGGAGCAGGGUAGGCCAGAGGAGGAAAGGAAGGAGGAGCCGGUGGAGAGGGAGGAGGAAGGCAAGGAGGUGACCGUGACAGAGGAGGAAGAACAGGGAAAGGCGGAGGAGGAGGAAGGGGCAAAGGAAAAGGAAGAGGAGGGAGAGAAGGAAAAAGAGCAAGAGGAGGCAGAGGAGAAAAAGGAAAAAAAAGAAAAGGAAAAAGAGGAAGAGGCAGCUGAGAAGGAGGCAGAGCAGGAAGGGGACAGCUUGGGACGAGGGAUGCACAAAGAUGCUGCUCCCCCCUCCAGGGAGCAGCUGUGUGGCCCUGAAGGCUCCCGCUCUGUCCUGGACCUGGUCAACUACUUCCUGUCCCCCGAGAGACUGACCGCAGAGAACCGCUACUACUGCGAGUCAUGCGCCUCCCUGCAGGACGCGGAGAGGGUGGUGGAGCUGAGCCAGGGCCCGCGCUACCUCAUCCUCACGCUGCUGCGCUUCUCCUUCGACCUGCGCACCAUGCGGCGCCGCAAGAUCCUGGACGAUGUCACCAUCCCCCUGCUGCUCCGCCUGCCGCUGGCCGGGGGCCGGGGCCAGGCCUACGACCUCUGCAGUGUUGUGGUACACUCUGGCGUGUCCUCCGAGAGCGGCCACUACUACUGCUAUGCCCGCGAGGGCGCUGCCCGCCCAGCCCCUUCCCUGGGAACUGCAGACAGGCCAGAGCCUGAAAACCAGUGGUACCUGUUCAAUGACACUCGGGUGUCCUUCUCCUCCUUUGAGUCUGUGAGCAAUGUCACCUCUUUCUUCCCCAAAGAUACAGCCUACGUGCUCUUUUACCGCCAGCGGCCUGCGGAGGGUUCCAAGACCGAGCCGGGCUCUCCCCGAGCCCGCACAGAGCCCACCCUCCACAAGGACCUGAUGGAAGCCAUUUCCAAGGACAACAUCCUCUACCUGCAGGAGCAGGAGAAAGAGGCGCGGAGCAGGGCGGCCUAUAUCUCUGCACUCCCCGCAUCCCCACACUGGGGCAGGGGCUUCGAUGAAGACAAAGAUGAGGAUGAAGGCUCGCCGGGGGGCUGCAACCCUGCAGGUGGCAAUGGUGGUGACUUCCACAGACUGGUCUUCUAAUGUGAGCCCUCCCUAGUCUGCUCCCAUCCAUGGGCCACCACAGCCCCCUCACAGGACUUGGCCCCUUUCUCCUGGGCACCAGGUGGUGGGGGCUCAGGUCCUAGGCAGAGCUGCUGUGCUGGUGGGGUCGGGAGCUGUGGAGGUCUGGUCCAGGGCUCAAGAGGCCCAAGGAUGAGUAAGCAGUUUCUGGGUCAGUCUGAAGCGUACGCAGACACUCAGAUAUGGAGGCAAGAUCCAGGCCCAGUACUGAGAUCAGGGCUGAUAAGAUGUACACCCAAGUGUCCUGACUGAUUUGGAGCAUCCAGCCCUUGGGCAGCCCUUCCCUCCUGCAGCUCUGGCUUGAUAGUGUAGAAAGCACAGAGGGACCCACAGGAUGUCAGGGCCUGAGAGGAGAAGGGGGCUCCACAUCAUUUUUACUGGGCCGUCUUCAUAUUUCUUCAAGAGGAUUUGGGUCAGGUAUGUGGGUGCUUUCUGGGGGUGCCUGUAUCGACUACUUUUCCAAGGUGUGCAGGUGAGAAGCAGUGUGGCACAGAAUCAGAGGAAAAAUCUUACCUGCCUUGCCUUCCCCAAGCAACAUGAGGGUAGGCAGGCCCCUCCCCUAUCCCUCCAGCCUGCCUCAGUGCCUGAAAUGUCACUAUUUGCAUCCCCCUUCUGGUAAAGGUAGAAAAAUCUCUAUUUUAUUGCAAAGAUAUUUGUUCAUCAGGAAGCCAUCGUCUGUCUGAGGGAGCUGGCUGGCUCGGCUCCUCUGACCCAUUGGCCAUUGAGAUGAUUGAGUGGGAGUGGACUGUGACAUACAGAUGUUGACCUCACUGUCCUGUGCAACUGCUAUAGCCCUUUCUAAAUGGAGAGGAAACCUGUGUUCCCCACCAGGAAUAAAACUAGUUCUCUGAA